This is a messenger RNA of Diabrotica balteata, 3683 nucleotides long. Lineage: Eukaryota; Metazoa; Arthropoda; Insecta; Coleoptera; Chrysomelidae. The record is from the annotation of a GenBank genome assembly.
GUGAGUUUGUCUGUCGAUCGUUGUUGUGGGUUGACCUGUCAUUUUUGUUUAAUUUGGGAUAAUCUAGAAACAAAAAUUAAUUGAUUGAUGAUGACGUUAGUUCACUAGGAAGAAAACCAUAAUAUUUUCGAAUUUCCAUCCAUAGAGACCUGUUCGUCUGGCGAUUCCGAUUGGCGAUUUGGAAGAAGAAUCGUCGAGUCCUGCUUGGCGAUUCGACCAGAGAGAGAGAGAGCGAUUCAACUUUGCGGAGCCGUCGAGAAGAAUCCUGUAGUGGUAUGACAUCUUACCUUAUUUUUAUGUAAGUGUGCAUUUUGUUUAUAUCUCUACAUAGAAACUAUAACUGCUUCAACUGUCUGGCAAGUAUGAAUGGGGCUUCAAAUGGAGUUUUCGACAGAAUAUGUAUUUGAAUAAGUUUUAAAAUUUUAAAUCAUUUACUAAUGGGGUUCAUUACUUCUCAUUAAAAAGCUAAUAUAUCGUUGAAGGAAUGUCUACAAUAAAUACCAAUGCUCCUUCAUCUGCAGAUGCUUGUCUAAGUAUUGUGCAUAGUUUAAUGUGUCAUCGACAAGGUGGAGAGAGCGAAGGUUUUGCAAAAAGAGCGAUCGAGUCCUUAGUUAAAAAAUUAAAAGAAAAACGCGAUGAAUUAGAUUCGUUAAUUACGGCUAUUACUACAAGCGGUGCUCACCCCAGUAAAUGCGUAACAAUUCAGAGAACCUUAGAUGGAAGAUUACAGGUUGCGGGAAGAAAAGGUUUUCCUCACGUAAUUUAUGCUCGGAUAUGGAGGUGGCCAGAUUUACACAAAAACGAACUGAAACAUGUCAAAUAUUGUCAGUUUGCGUUUGAUUUAAAAUGUGACUCAGUGUGCGUUAAUCCCUACCAUUAUGAAAGGGUAGUGUCACCCGGUAUUGAUCUCUCUGGUUUAACUCUCCAAUCGGGAACACCAAGACUGGUAAAAGAUGAAUAUACUCCCGGAGCUGUCGCCGGAAAUAGUAUGGACAUCGAUGGAGAUAUUGCCAUUAAAUUUUCACAAACCAUACAACAUCACCCUCCUCAACAGAAUUUCACAAUAAGCGGUUUGCAGUCGCCUCCAACUAGUCAGAAUCCAGUGCAACAACCGAUACCACCAGAACCCAUCCCACAAAAUUUAACAAAUAAUUCUCCAGUCUCACCCCAUAUUCAGCAAAAUGAGUUUAGCAACACAAACAAUACGACAGUGGUAGCAUCAAAUAAUAAUGGGACAGUUUCCAGUACGCAGUCUACAAAUACAAUUGGACAAAACUUCACUGGUGCAAGUGGCACUUGGAAUGGUUCCAACACUCUAACAUAUACACAGUCCAUGCAACCACCAGACAAUAGAAGUCAUACUGCUUACUGGAUAAGUUCACCCAACCAGAUUAACUCGGAAGUAAGCAUUGGCGGUUUAUUAUCUACUCAACCUGCUCCAGAAUACUGGUGUUCGGUUGCUUACUUUGAGUUGGAUACUCAAGUAGGAGAGACUUUUAAAGUGCCAUCAAAUUGUCCAAACGUUACUGUCGAUGGAUACGUAGAUCCUUCCGGUGGCAAUAGGUUUUGUCUUGGGGCGUUGAGUAAUGUUCACAGGACUGAACACAGCGAGAGGGCUAGGCUUCAUAUCGGCAAAGGGGUGCAGUUAGAUCUCAGAGGUGAAGGUGAUGUGUGGUUGCGAUGUUUAAGCGACCAUUCAGUUUUUGUUCAAAGUUAUUAUUUGGAUAGAGAGGCUGGAAGACAACCGGGGGAUGCUGUGCAUAAAAUAUACCCAGGAGCUUAUAUAAAAGUAUUUGAUUUAAGACAGUGCCAUCACCAAAUGACCACACAAGCUGCUACCGCUCAAGCUGCUGCCGCAGCACAAGCCGCUGCUGUUGCUGGACAUAUUCCAGGGCCCCAUUCAGUUGGUGGAAUCGCUCCAGCUAUCAGUUUAUCCGCCGCUACCGGUAUAGGCGUGGAUGAUUUGCGUCGAUUGUGCAUUUUAAGAUUAAGUUUCGUAAAAGGUUGGGGUCCAGACUAUCCCCGUCAAUCCAUAAAGGAGACACCGUGUUGGAUUGAAGUGCAUCUUCACAGAGCUUUACAACUUCUUGACGAAGUUCUUCACACAAUGCCAAUCGAUGGACCGAGACAAUAGGAUUAAAAGUGUGUAUGUCAUUAAAGCAAAAAUAUUUUAAACUUCCUAGGUUUUGAAACUGAUGGAAUUCUUGCAAGUAUUUCAAAACAAUAAUUUUGCUUAAAAGAAAAGGCGAGAUAUUUUUAUAAAAAGAUGCUGAAACAUUCAUAAAUAAUUGUAACAAAAAUUGACAUUUUCUAUUAGACGCAAUCAAAGCCAAAAAUCAAGAAGGAAAAAUGCAAAAGUAUAAUCUUGUAGCAGCCUUCUUAUAAACAAUCUUGUAUUGUUUUAUUAAUAUGUUUUCUAUUUCAGAUGAUUUCUUUUCCUCUGAUUUGAAAGAACGAGUUGACAGAUUUAGAAAAUGUAACUUUACUCUUCAGUAAUUAUAUUAAAUCUGAAUUUCAACAAUUAUUAAAUACAAAAAAUGCAUGCCUAAUGAUUUUAUUAAAUGAAAUUUAUUAAGUAUAUUUGUGGGAAAUAUGAAUUAUUCAUACAUUUUUCCAAAUUAAAUUGUUCAUGUCAAUUUGAAAAUAAUUCGUGUGUGUUUUUCACGGAUGGAAGAGUUUAUUCUAUUGAUUUUCCAGGUAUACAUCCAUUCAAUAUUUUUGCUGUGAGUUGGUAUUCGUGAGAAAAAUUUUUUGUUGCCCGAUGCAAUUUGAUUUUCGAAGUCAUUGUCUCGAAAAUAACAAACGAUUUCUGGAAAGAAAUAUAAUAUGGAUGUGUACAGGGAAAGCAGUAGACCUGCAUUAUUUUAAAAUCUCAUUUUUACACAUAAUCGUUUUCAAUCCCCUUGAAGCGUCAGCGUCAGUUCAAAGCAGUUAGUAGAACGUAACUUUUCUAAAGAGAAUAAAUGCACAUUACAUUUGAAGAAGGUAGUUGUCAACGAACUACAGCUCUUCAUAUGCAAAACGUAUAAUAUUCUGUAAAGCAACAAACGUCAUGGCCAAUUCACCAAUUUUAAGACGUCGUAACUUUUGAUCGAUUGGGAGAAUGAAAUCAGUGGAAGUGGAAGUAGAAUCGUACAAUCUUUAGUAAAUUCAGUUAAUGUAAAAUGGUCAUUUUGUAAGAUGAUGGAACCAAAGUGGCAGUUGUUUGAUUUAACAAAAUCAGUUGAAUGAUCCAAUACUGAGAUGUGAAAUAUUUGUCAGACAAACGAGAAUUUUAUACCUGCAGCCGCAUACCACUCUCAGACUGUCGUUGUCUAUAUUAAUUUGGCCAGAGUUCUUCCAAUAUCCUCACAUUUGUUGCAUGUGGAAUGAAAAAAUACAGAAUAUUGAAAGAUCUUGCCUCCUUCCAAGUCAAAAAAAAAUUUAGUAGUCAAAUCUGCAGAGGAGGAAUUCUUCAUUGGUUUCUGCAAAUUAUGUAUCCAAACAUACAUGUUCGUUACGUUGCAAGUUUAAUAAUGUUAUAAAAGACAGAGAAAGACAAUGAUAUUAUAGUUUAGUAACAGUAGUUAGUUUUUACAGUCAGCUUUUGUUAGUAGUUAGCAAUUUUAUUGUAUUUCACUAUUAUGUACGAGAUAUACAUAUAUAAAUUUUAUAUAAGUUUUUGUCAAUAAAUUUGAUUUUUA